AUGCGGCCAGCAAAAGACACCGACGGCACUAGUGGCGACGCAGGCGGCAGCAGCAGCUCCAAGGCGCGGACAUCGCAGAAGCAAGUGGAAAAGAUUGUGCUGCAGUACCUGCAGGACAAGGGCUACAAGGAGGCUGAGAAGGCGCUGCGCAAUGACGCCAAGCUAGAGGGCAGCGAAUCGACGCUGGCAGACCUGGCAAGCGGGUUCCCGGCGAACGAAGUCGGGGCGGACGCCAGCGAUGCGUACAACCAGAGCUAUGGGUCGCUGCGGCGGUGGAUCGACAGCUCGCUGGACGUAUACAAGCACGAGCUGUAUGCGGCGUCGUACCCAGUGUUUGUGCAUGCGUACCUGGACCUGCUGAUGCGCGGGCUGGGCGAGAAAGCGCAGGAGUUCAUUGACAAGUACUCGGGCGACCACAUGAAUGCAGAGCACGUGCGCAGCAACGAGCUGGCCAAGGCGUACCGUGACAACAAGUACAUGGUGCGGAUGACACGCGUGGGGUUCGAGCUGCUGCUGUCGUUCCUGCAGGACCACCAGUACACGCUGCUGAUGCGGUCGCUCCGAGGGCGCCUGCAGACGUGGGCAUCACCUGGCCACACGCAGAACCAGAUCGACGCGUUCAAUGCGCAGCCGGUCGCGCUGGGCCCGGCGCCGAUCGACCCGUUUGUGCGCGAGCAGGACGAGGCGGCUACGGAAUCGGCGGCGCUGCUGAGCGAGUUUGGCAAGAUCAAGCAGGAGGGCGUGGCCGGCGCUGUGCCAAUGCCGCCGGCGCGCGGACGCGACCGCGUGGCCCUAGGCCCGGCGGCGCUGCCGUCGGUGUGCAUGUACACGCUGCACAACACCGGCGGCACGCUGAACUGCACGGACGCCUGGACACACGAGCCGCUGCGGCGGCUCAAGAGCUCGGUGUAUGCGCCGGCGGUCACCAGCGAGCGCGAUCUGGAGGCGGCUCGCGAGCCAACGGGUGGCGAGUCGCGGCGGCUGGUGGGCCACGCGGGCGCCGUCUAUGGGCUGGACAUUAGCUUCGAUAACCGCUACAUGAUCUCGGCGUCCGAGGACCGCACGGCGCGGCUGUGGAGCCUGGAGACGCUGACCAAUGUAGUCAGCUACAAGGGCCACAACUACCCGGUGUGGGACGCCAGCUUUGCCCCCCAGGGCUUCUACUUUGCCACAGCCUCGCAUGACCGCACGGCGCGGCUGUGGAGCUGCGACCACAUCUACGCGCUGCGCAUCUUUGCUGGCCAUCUGUCGGACGUCAACUGCGUGCGGUUCCACCCGAAACAGCAAGUACGUGGUCACAGGAUCCAGCGACAAGUCUGUGCGUCUCUGGGACGUGCAGCGCGGCAGCUGCGUGCGUGUCUUCACCUGGCCACACGGGCUCGGUCGACACUGUGGCCAUUUCGCCCGACGGCCGCGUCAUGGCGUCGGCUGGCGAGGACAUGGACCGUCAAUGUGUGGGAUCUGGGCUCCGGCCGCCGCAUGGAGCAGCUGGCUGGCCACACCGGCCCCGAGGGCACAUUGCUGGUAUCGGGCGGCGCCGACGAGACCGUGCGCGCAUGGAGCAUCAACCGAUCGCCCGACGCCAGCGACCAUCCGAUCGUCGUCCACCGCCGCGAGCACCCGGCGACCAGCGACAAGGACGCGGCGGCAAAGAAGCGUGACGCGGCGGGGCUCUGGAAGGCCAAGAAGGUCCAGGAGAGCGAGGCGCUGCUGGCUACGUGGCGCACCAAAAGCACUCCGAUAUACGAUAUCAUGAUGACCAAGCGCAAUCUGGCCGUGGCCACCGGCGCGUUUACAUUAUAA
This is a messenger RNA of Linderina pennispora, 1803 nucleotides long. Its product is annotated as WD40 repeat-like protein. The record is from RefSeq and is a predicted model, not a curated record. Gene Ontology annotation, molecular function: RNA polymerase II general transcription initiation factor activity; protein binding. The coding region runs from base 1 to 1803 and encodes 600 amino acids. Gene Ontology annotation, cellular component: transcription factor TFIID complex. Lineage: Eukaryota; Fungi; Kickxellomycota; Kickxellomycetes; Kickxellales; Kickxellaceae. The transcript has 9 exons. Gene Ontology annotation, biological process: transcription initiation at RNA polymerase II promoter.